Molecule: messenger RNA, 3900 nt
Organism: Mangifera indica (mango)
Lineage: Eukaryota; Viridiplantae; Streptophyta; Magnoliopsida; Sapindales; Anacardiaceae
Product: glutamate receptor 3.3-like
Exons: 7
Coding region: 870-3659 (929 amino acids)
Cellular component (GO): plasma membrane
Molecular function (GO): glutamate-gated receptor activity
Source: RefSeq, a predicted model, not a curated record
UGUCACGAAAUAUCAAGAGACUCUGGUUGUGCACUCGAACCCAUGUACAGAAUACUGCGAGUCGAAUCUACAUCCUUUGGAUUCCAUGCUUAGAGAUUCGAGGCACUACCUAGAUUAUUUCACCUCGGUGGGUGGGCCUGAUCAAUUUUGAAGAUGAAAAUCCGCCCCCUUAUUAAACUAUUCUUUCCACUUUCAAGUUGCAGCCUCCACCAGGCACUUUCACCUUACAAAAAUUUAAUCAAAGAAUUUUCAUGCAACAUAAACACAUGAAUCAUGAUGCAUAAGGCCUUUGUUUUUUUCCCAUCUUCUUCAGUGGAGGUGUGUUGUUUAUGUUAUUAUUCAGUUGACCACAUAAAGAAUAUUUGAUUAUCUAUGACAAGGAAGUGCAAAGCUAUUCAGUUGAUAACCAUGAUUAGGAUCGCAUAAGUCGACUUACUGGACUGUUACUGUAAUGGAAAGCCAACAAAUAUUCCCAAAGUAUUGACAGCCAAAGUGUCAGCUAGUGUUGAAGCUUAUCUAGUUGCGGUUUCUGAGAUCUUAAUCACAAAAACCAAACCCAGUUAGUUUAAGACAUGUGAAACAUGUUCUUUUGUUUUUGGAUCUGCACUGCACCUGGACAGGCGUGGCUGCCAUAGACUUUGUAGGGAAAAUUUUUUUUUUUUUCUUGAAAAUUAUCAACUGGGCAAUACAUUUGUCCUCCCUUUUGGGGAAGCAAAGGUUGGCCAUUGGCGAAUAAUACUUAGCUGGGGUUCUCAUGUUAGAUUUCGCUUUUCAAGUAGCCAAGGAGUGGACGAUGCUCUGAUUUUCUACUGGAGGUGGUGAGUUGAUUCGUUCUGGGCACUGUAAGAUAUCUUUAUUUUUGAUCUGAAAUGAGAACUCUGUGGUUUCUUCUGUUAUUGUGUAUCUAUUUGGGCGUGAUUUCAAGUGGGCACAGUAAGAAUGUUACCUCAAGACCAUCUGUUGUUAAUGUUGGUGCUAUUUUUACAUUCUACUCUACCAUUGGUAAAGUUGCCAAGAUUGCCAUUGAAGAGGCUGUGAAAGAUGUCAAUUCUAAUUCUAGCAUUCUUCCUGGCACUAAACUUAAUAUAACAAUGCAAAAUUCCAAUUGCAGUGGGUUUCUUGGCAUGGCAGAAGCUUUGCAAUUUAUGGAGACUGAUAUCGUUGCCAUCAUAGGCCCUCAAUGUUCUACAGUUGCCCACAUUAUUUCUCAUGUUGCAAAUGAGCUUCAAAUUCCUUUACUAUCAUUUGGGGCUACUGACCCCUCUCUUUCUUCCCUUCAGUUCCCCUACUUUGUUAGGACAACACAGAGUGAUUCUUACCAGAUGGCUGCAGUAGCUGAGAUUGUUGAUUAUUUCGGCUGGACUGCUGUGAUUGCCAUCUUUGUUGAUGAUGAUUAUGGACGGAAUGGAAUAGCUGCAUUGAACGAUAAGCUUGCAGAAAGGCGCUGUAAAAUCUCAUAUAAGGCAGCGAUCCCCCCGGUAUCUGGAGGGAAUCAAAAUGAUGACAUCAUGGAUCUACUCAUUAAGGUUGCAUUGAUGGAAUCCCGUGUUAUUGUUCUGCAUGCUAGUAGAGAUGCGGGUUUCAGGGUUUUCUCUGUGGCAAACUAUCUUGGGAUGAUGGGUAAUGGGUAUGUAUGGAUAGCAACAGAUUGGCUCGCUUAUGUUUUAGAUACUAAUUCUCCUCUCCCAUCAGACACCAUGGACAAAAUGCAAGGAGUUCUUGUUUUGCGUCAGCACACACCAGAUUCAAAGAGAAAGAAAGCUUUUCUUUCUAGGUGGAAGAAUUUAACUGGUGGCUCUUUGGGGAUGAAUUCUUAUGGUCUUUAUGCUUAUGAUUCUGUUUGGCUGUUAGCUAAUGCUCUUGAUGCAUUUUUUAAUCAGGGUGGGAUUAUCUCAUUCUCUAAUGAUUCUAGAUUGCGUUCUAUGGAAGGCAGCAGUCUUCACCUUGAGGCAAUGAAUGUUUUCGAUGAUGGACCACAAUUGCUGAAGAACAUAUUGCAGAGUAAUACUCUUGGGUUGACAGGUCCUCUAAAGUUUAGUCCAGACAAGUCUCUUAUUUAUCCUGCAUAUGAUAUUAUUAAUGUGAUUGGAUCUGGGAUUCGACGGGUCGGUUACUGGUCCAACUAUACUGGUUUGUCAACUGUGCCUCCUGAAACACUCUAUUCAAAGCCACCCAACCGCUCAAGUACAAACCAGCAGCUAAAUGUUGUCAUCUGGCCUGGAGACACCUCGACAAAGCCCCGGGGAUGGGUUUUCCCAAACAAUGGGCAACUAUUGAAAAUUGGUGUUCCUAAUCGGGCUAGUUUCCGGGAAUUUGUAUCAAGGGUGAGAGGAACUGAUAUGUUUCAGGGGUUUUGCAUAGAUGUGUUUACAGCUGCUGUAAAUUUGUUGCCAUAUGCUGUCCCGUACCAAUUUAUCCCCUUUGGAGAUGGUACUUAUAAUCCAAGCUACACAGAACUAGUGAAUUCGAUCACCACUGGUGUUUUGGAUGCUGCUAUUGGUGAUAUAGCUAUUGUCACAAAUCGAACAAAGAUAGUGGAUUUCACACAACCAUAUGCUGCAUCAGGACUCGUUGUCGUGGCCCCUUUUAAGAAAUUGAAUACUGGAGCUUGGGCAUUUCUGCAGCCAUUCACUCGAUCAAUGUGGAUUGUCACUGCUUUUUCUUUCCUUGUUAUUGGAAUUGUUGUGUGGAUUUUAGAACAUAGGAUAAAUGAUGAAUUCAGGGGACCUCCUAAAAGACAGAUUAUAACCGUUCUCUGGUUUAGCUUAUCGACCAUGUUUUUCGCCCAUAGAGAGAACACUGUGAGCACCCUUGGCCGUGUGGUGCUAAUCAUAUGGCUCUUUGUAGUUUUGAUAAUCAACUCAAGCUACACUGCUAGUCUGACUUCAAUCCUCACAGUGCAGCAGCUCUCUUCUCCUAUAAAAGGAAUUGACAGCUUGAGAAAUGGUGAUGACCCUAUUGGAUUCCAGGAGGGUUCGUUUGCUGAAUAUUAUUUAAGUGAGGAACUCAACAUCUCGAAGUCUAGGCUCAUCUCCCUUCGUACACCUGAAGAAUAUGCUGCAGCACUCAAAAAAGGCCCCAAUCACGGAGGUGUGGCUGCUGUGGUAGAUGAGCGUCCAUAUGUAGAGCUUUUCCUCUCAGCCCAGUGCACAUUUAAGAUUGUAGGUCAAGAGUUCACCAAAAGUGGCUGGGGCUUUGCAUUUCCACGGGACUCUCCCUUGGCUAUCGAUUUGUCAACAGCAAUUCUACAACUAACUGAGAAUGGUGAUCUCCAGCGGAUCCAUGACAAGUGGCUCGUGAAAAGCAGUUGCAGCUUAGACAAUGCCGAGAUUGAAUCAGACCGACUUCAACUGAAAAGCUUCUGGGGUAUUUUCCUUAUCUGCGGAAUAGCUUGCUUCAUUGCCCUCUUAAUAUACUUUUGGCAGAUUAUAAACCAGGUGUGCAAUGCUCCUGCCGAAUCUGUUGCGACUGAGCAUGGCAGUGGUCGUUCUAGACGACUUCAGAGAUUUUUAUCGAUAAUGGAUGAAAAGGAAGAUGUAUCGAAGAGCAAGAGUAAGGGACUAAAAUCAGACAGAUCAUUUGAAAAUGAUAGGGAUGAGGAGUUAGGAAGUGGUAAGAGAAGACAUAUAGAUAUGGCCUCAGGAAGCAACAGCAGCUAAUGGCAAUUAACUUGGUUUUCUGCUUAUGCAUCCUCAAUUGUAUCAGUCAUUGCAUAUCAAGCAACAUUUAGAAUCAUAUUCAAGCACUGCAACUGUUCAUAUGUUUGUGCAAAAUUGCUUUCAACAGGAAUGGCUUAGAACAUUUGCCUUUGCAAGAUUUUGUCUUACAUACAUGUCAACUUAGUAAGAACACAUACAUUGUAAAGUAAUGAGUAUAUAUUCAAUCUUGAUUCUCUCCCUA